AUGACGAAGGCCACGGAAAUAUCGAAAUGUCUUGUGAAUAUCUCAGACGUUAAAAAUCUCGAAGACCGUGAGACAAACUACCUUAACAACGAAGGGGAAUUCUGGAUACAACUGGGAACUGCAGUCACCCCCACCGAUUAUUACACUGAGAUAUUUCUGCAACAAAUGUUCACUGGAGAAAGGAGUCGGUGCUAUAUUCAAACGAAAUCGGGUGUGCAGAUAGAGUUCACUGUAAAAAUGUUAAAAAUCGAAUUCAUUAAUUAUUUAUAUAAACUAACAGUCGCUGAGGUAUAUCAGUUGGCUUUACAAUACAAACAAAAUGGCGUAACCAUGUUCAAAAAAUAUCCAAAAUUCGCACAAGAAUAUUUCUGUCGAGCUGCGAAAUGUUUGAUCUCAUAUCAACCGUUUGAUGUUCUAACGGAGUCGAGCGAACACGUCAAUCCACGUGAUUUGCAAAGCCUAUUUGCAAAUCUUCAAACAAAUAUUGCAGCUUGUUUGGUUAAAGAGGGUCGUUACGAGGACGUUCUUCACGUGACCGAAUUCGUUGAGCAGAACAACGAGCAAGUUUCGGACAAAGCCAUUUAUCGACGGGCAUUGGCCCUAUGCAACUUGAACAAAUACGAAGAAGCAAAGGAAUUGAUAGAAAAAUCGAACUAUGCAGAGAAUAAAGAAUUUUGUGGUUUAUACGAUAGAAUUAAAAAUGAAUGGAGAAGAAGUGAUGAGAGAUAUACUAAUAUGGUUAAGAAAAUGUUUGGUUGA
This is a messenger RNA of Hermetia illucens (black soldier fly), 759 nucleotides long. RefSeq lists its product as uncharacterized. The record is from RefSeq and is a predicted model, not a curated record. Gene Ontology annotation, molecular function: protein binding. The transcript has a single exon. NCBI's taxonomy places the organism in Eukaryota, Metazoa, Arthropoda, Insecta, Diptera, Stratiomyidae. Bases 1 to 759 code for a protein of 252 amino acids.